UGGAACCUGUUGAGCCGGAGUUCCGUGUUCCGUGCAAUGGACGGUGUCUACCACCAUUUAACAGUUGGUACAAAGAGAGGACCUGACCAGCUUUUCUGCAGUGUCUCCAACGGCCCGUAUAUCAUGAACACCACAGCCAAUGGCAACGACAGUAAAAAGUUCAAAGGUGACAUGAGAGGCCUGGGGGCGUCAUCCAGAGUCCUGCACAUCCGCAGACUGCCCAGUGACAUCACCGAGACAGAGGUGAUCGGCCUGGGUCUGCCCUUUGGAGACGUCACCAACCUGCUGAUGUUAAAGGCCAAGAACCAGGCGUUCUUGGAGAUGAGUACAGAAGAAGCUGCUCAGAACAUGGUGGGUUAUUACUCCACAGUCCUGCCCAUCAUCAGGAACCAGCCAAUCCACGUCCAAUUCUCCAACCACAAGGAACUGAAGACCGACAACUCCCCCAACCAGGAGAGGGCUCAGGCGGCUCUUCGGGCUCUGUCCUCGUCACAUGUGGACUCGGUGGUCUCUGCUCCCAGUACGGUGCUUAGGGUGGUGGUGGAGAACCUGGUGUGCCCCGUUACCAUGGACACCCUCUGCCAGGUCUUCUCUAAGUUCGGGACGGUUCUUCGUAUCAUCGUCUUCACUAAGAACAGUCAAUUUCAGGCUCUGCUUCAGUACUCUGACGGACAGUCAGCCCAGGCUGCUAAAGUGUUAUUGGACGGACAGAACCUAUACAACGGCUGCUGCACUCUGAGGAUCAGCUUCUCCAAACUCACCACCCUGGACAUCAAGUACAACAACGAGCGCAGCCGCGACUUCACCCGCCCCGACCUGCCCAGUGGAGAGAGCAUGCCCCCCAUGGAGCACCCCGCCAUGGCUGCCGCCUUCAGUAAGCCCCGCCCCCUAUGCCUACACUUAUCCACUGAGCCCAGGUCAGACCAAUGAGCUGAUGUUACCUUCAAGUGCUGUCA
Molecule: messenger RNA, 956 nt
Organism: Sphaeramia orbicularis (orbiculate cardinalfish)
Lineage: Eukaryota; Metazoa; Chordata; Actinopteri; Kurtiformes; Apogonidae
Product: polypyrimidine tract-binding protein 1-like
Exons: 8
Coding region: 37-930 (297 amino acids)
Molecular function (GO): RNA binding
Source: RefSeq, a predicted model, not a curated record